UUUGUCUCGCGUCUGUUCCUUAGUUAAAAGGUUGCAACUGCGAUCUCCGGCCCGGAUACUGGUUUCUGCUCUCCAAAGCUCCUUUGUCAGGGAGAAGGGAUGCUGCUGGCCGGAAGUUUUCGCGGCUGGAGACUUUGAAAGGCCCUGGCGCUGCGUGCCGGAUGAAAUCACAAAGAAAGGUUACCUGUGGCUCUUCCUCCUGUCUCUGAAGGUUAUUCUCACAGACAUUACAUUGUCUCGUACUGCUUGUCUGUGGUCUGGCAGCCUGCUGGGUAACGAUGGAGAUAUUUUGGUCUACUAUUAGUCCCCACAGAGCACUGCACAAUCUUGCCUCUGAAUAUGAUCUUUGAGAGGAAAAGUUUUCUUCCCCUCCUACUGUGUACAUAUACGAAGAGGUGUAUGGCUAGGAUGUCCUCCUAGGUGUUGAGAAGCCUAAAAAUGUUCUUCCAGUCGGAGAUUUUGCCUAGAUGGGAAUUGUGUCUUUACUUGUUUCUUUCUUUUGGCUCUCAUUUUUAUUCUUUCUAUGAAGUCUUCCAAGCUUCUCAAGAAUACGAAGAAGAACUUGAUAGAAAAUUUGAACUGGAGAAAAAUACCCUGGGGUGGAGGAAGGAUCCAGUUGAUUUUGAAUGGAGUUUCUGGAUGGAAUGGGGCAAAGGAUAUAUACUGUGGCUUCUUUUUGGCCACCUGGUGGUAUCAUUGGUAUCCAGCAUUUAUAUGGAAAAGUACAAACCUUGGUUUCUGAUGGUGUAUGGAAUUGCUGCCUGUUGGUUUCUCCUGGGGUCCAAAGGACUGACUAUGAUUUUUCUGCAUGUCAGUAUCUCAUAUUUAGUAGCCCAGUUGAAAAAUCCAGUGCUUACAUGGUUGACUUCUUUGCUUCUGUUAUCAACUCUGCAUCUAUCCGUCAUAGAAGAAGUGAAGAGAGGCUGGUAUGCCAGUGAAAAUGAGUAUUAUCUACUAGUUUUCACCCUGAUUGUGCGCUGUCUCUAUUAUACAAGCUUCAGUCUGGAAUAUUGUUGGGAUAGGACUACUGACAUGAUACAGCAUUCAUUCCUUUGGAUGUUGUCAUAUACAUUCUACUAUCCUGUGUUUCACAAUGGACCUGUUAUCACCUUUGAUGAAUUUUAUACACAGAUGAGCAAACAACAAUCCUGCAAUUGGAAGUCCAAUCUAUCUAUUUUCAUCUGGGGAGCUGUUCGUAUUUUGAUUUGGUGGUGCUUGGCAGAAUUGAUGAUUCAUUUUAUGUAUAUGCAUGCUAUCUACAGUAGCAUUUCACACCUGGAAGCAGUAACUUACUGGACGUUAGGUGGCCUUGCACUGGCCCAGGUCCUAUUUUUUUAUGUGAAAUACCUUGUACUUUUUGGUGUUCCAGCACUUGUUGUUCGCAUGGAUGGACUCAAGCCUCCCGAUUUACCUCGUUGUGUAAGCACCAUGUACAGUUUUUCUGGAAUGUGGAGAAGUUUUGAUGUUGGAUUGCAUAGGUUCCUUAUCAGGUAUAUUUAUGUCCCAAUGGGAGGAUCUCACUGCAGCAUAUUUAAGAUGCUGUUUUCGACUGCCAUCACAUUUGCUUUUGUAAGUUAUUGGCAUGGAAGCCAUAGCUAUCUUUGGUCCUGGGCUGUGCUUAAUUGGCUUGGAGUAACAGCUGAAAAUGGAGUGAAGAGGAUUGUUUCUUUUCCAAUUGUCCAUAAUUUUAUUAACCGGGUUUUAUCCCCAAGAGGGAUUCGUCGAUUCCAUGCAGCAAUGGCAGCUGUAUCCACCACAUUCUUGAUUUUUUCCAACCUCAUCUUUCUUGGUGGAAAUGAUGUUGGCAGAAUUUAUUGGAACAAGAUCUUCAAAGAAGGUUGGCCCUGGGCAACAUUGUCUGUUGUUGGAAUCUUGUAUUGUUACUCUAAUGUUGGGAUUGAGUGGCAACACACACAUGUCAAAGUUAACAAUCCUGUCCUUAAAAGAAAGGAUAGUGGAAUUUUGACACGGACGUUCAUUUCUUCAUCAACACAACAACAUUUCAGUUUUUCAGGAGAAUCAAUGUCUGGUCGUGUAUGAAUUCCACAACAAGUAAAACCAGGCAACAUAAAAUAAAGACAUUCUGAUUUUUUAAAAACGUUGUAAUAUUUGAUUUUAUAUCAAUUCUCUAAAGUAUAAGUAGUUUUAUAUAUAUUUGUUUCCAAAGUUUCUAUAAGGAAAUUGUGUUUGUAACAAAGUCAUGUGUAUUUGGGAAACUAUUGUAAUUUAGUCACAAUGAUGAAAAAUAAUAGCAAUGAAUCUGUAACAUUUGUCUUCCCCCUUUUAGAAGAGUCCCAUAAAUAACUUCGAAGUAAGAACUUUUAAUGAAAUCUAAAAUUGCAUGCAAUAAUAGUUUCCUUUACUGGCUCCCCAUCUACCAGUUGGGUGGUUUCCUCAAUCCUUCAAUAAAAUAAAAUAAAAUAUUGAAGAUAUAGGAGACUUUAGAAGAGAGAACACAGCCACUUGUCCUCUCUCUGCCCCACAAAAAUCUUGUGCUGAUAAAAAUUCCAGCAGUAAAAAUAUUCCAUUGAACCUCACUUUUUGUUCUAGAAAUGUUGGAAAUAACGUGUUCAAAUCUAGUUACCUUUGUCAAGUCACAAUUUUACAAAUGCUUUUAAGAUACUGGAUGUAUUUGCAUUAAAAAAAAAACCUCUUUGGUUACCUGUUCAUUCAUGUUGCAAGUAUAUGUGUGAAUGAAUGAUUUUGUAGUUGACAAUCAACCCAAAAUAUGAUUGGAACUAAGGAUAAUAAGAAGGGGAAAAUAUACAUAACAGGUUAUUAAUCAAAAAUAAUAGUUUGUUAAAGAUUAUUUGAAAACAAGUCAAUGACUUCUGUAAAGCAUAAACAAGCAGUCUUUUUUCCAUGGAACAAAAUUAUCAAACCUUCCGAGUUCAGUAUUCUGGCCUAGCAGAAUCUCAGGACAGCCCUGUCCUCUGAAAGAGAAAUUGAUUUAUUUAUUAAAUUUAAGCAUUGCCCAUCUCAUUAGACAGAAUGACUCCAGGUGUCCAAAAUGACUCAGUUUUGUUCUUUUUAUAUGUGAAUCUCCUUUCCUCACAUAACAGUGUAAUUAUACUGUAUACCCAAGAAGGUGAGUGAUAUCGUCAUUCUUUAACGAAAAAUAUUAAUGCUAUUUCUAGAAGUAAUACAUUGAGCCUAUUCAGGCCUAUUCACAUUAGAGGAAUAAAUCAGUGCCACCAUCACGGUUGGAAAGGUAAAGGCUCAUUAUAUACACCUUUUGGAUUCAAAUAUGGAUAUAGUCAUCAGUUUGGCAAUAGGUCUUCAAUAAACAAUAAUAUUUCCUUGACACAGUUCUUUGAAAGGAUUUGCUUAUAUUUCUGUUAAUGAUAGCCCACACAUUCAUAGCCAAUGCCAUACCUCUUUCUGAAGGAGAGAUUUCUGCCAAAACAGAAAAAGAGCAAGUAUGAAAAUUCUAUAGAUUCCAACUCCAGCUUAGGAAGAAGCCGUUUCAUUCAGUACAGUGAAAUAUUACAGGUGGACCCUUAAAAUGUUUUACAGAUGUUUGGUUCCUAUAUAUAGUAUAUUUAGUAUAGAAAUUUGAAUAAUAAAUAAAUAAACAAAGCUAUGAAACAUCAGGAAUGUUGUUUUUAAACAGUCAUUUUCACAAUAGAUGGUAAUGAAAUAGGAAAUAGAAUAUUAGAAGUUUUAAAAAAUGUGCAAUUGACUGCAAUCAUAUACAACAAUAAUAUUUUUUCAAGGUUCAGGGUUGAGCAGUGAGUAGAUGCCCACUGUUAAUAGAUGUCAGUUAGCUCCUUUUGCUAAUAGGAGUGGAUGAACAAACCACAGAAGCUCCUUCCAUAGUUUCUUUAUUGUGACUUCUAAAUCUGAUUUCUGUCAUAUUCCAGUCCAACCAACCAUAGCGGUGCACUUCAUUCUCACAAAAAACUGUAUGUGUGACAUCAGUGUGCUUCCAUGUUUCUAUAUUCCUGAAGUAGUUCUCAUCCAAAAAUAAUGGAACCAACUGAAAAUUAAUUAGAAGGCAGAGCUUAGAAACCUGUUCCGGAGAGAAAGUCCUAAAUCUUACUACAGAUGAGCUGUAGGCAGCAUUUGCUACAAUAAUUCUAAAUCCUGGUAGGUGCAUUGAGGAAUUAGGAUCUUUCUUGAUGAGAAAGAUCUAUGUAUAUUACAUCAAGACAAAAUGGGGCUAAGACAGAAUGUUUGUUUCAAAGUUUAUUUCAUAUUCUGCUAUGCAUAGUAAAUUUUACUUCCCAAUUUCUGCUCAAAAUGUUUUUCAGCCCUACGGAUUCUUUCCAUCAGUUACAAUAUCCUAAUGGUGCUUUGUGAGGAGACAAUACACCAGCCUAUGACAAAUAUCAUUCUGUAACAACUAUAUCAUAUUGGUACAAUUAAAUUAAUUAACGCUUUCAUGAAACUGUCCUCAAUUACAGAUGUGUGUCAGGCUUUACUCCCAGAUCACUUUCACCUUGGAUAAUUAAAAUCCACUUAGUUUGACUAAUCUGCUUAAAACAGCUCAAAGGGAAAAAAAGCAUAUAAUCUUUAAAAGUCCUUGAAAUACUAAUAAUAGCAUUAAAAACAUUUUCCCCCUCGCUGUAUUUCCAUUUAUAUACAUCCUGAUUUUUUCCCCGGUCUGUUUUGCCCUUUAGGUCACUUGAUUCUGGAUAAAUAGAAAAAUGUUCAAAAAAUGGUUUGUGCAUGGCCUCAUAUUUAUCAUUUCAAUUUCAGCCAGUCUGGCUAAAAAGUCUGUAGUAUCUGAUAAUGGAUUUUGUAACUGCCUAGCACUGAAAUAUUUUGUAUUAAA
Ahaetulla prasina is the source of this 4777-nucleotide messenger RNA. RefSeq names its product hedgehog acyltransferase (gene HHAT). The record is from RefSeq and is a predicted model, not a curated record. The transcript has 13 exons. Gene Ontology annotation, molecular function: palmitoyltransferase activity. Gene Ontology annotation, biological process: protein palmitoylation. Lineage: Eukaryota; Metazoa; Chordata; Lepidosauria; Squamata; Colubridae. Gene Ontology annotation, cellular component: endoplasmic reticulum. The coding region runs from base 439 to 2040 and encodes 533 amino acids.